GCUUCGCCAUGAUGCAGAGGAUGCACAGGAUCAUGGAAUCGCAGACAUGCAAGGUAGAUAUACCGCUGCGUAGUUUGUCAUUUCUGUGUCAAAAUCUGCCUUGACUCGCGAGUCGUCCUGCUACGUCUUGCGACUCUUUUCAGCGAACAUGUGUACAUAGUCACCCUCGGCGAAGUGCGAACAGUACAAAGUAAACACAGGCACUGCUUGUUCUUGUUACUCGUACACUGCUAGAAAUGUAAAUAACGAGGGUCCACGUGAUUACUUGAAGAAAAUGCCGGUCGACCUAAACCGCCUUGCGGAUGGUUGGCUUCAGCUAGAAAGCGAUCCAGGACUGUUCACUCUUCUGCUGGAAGAUUUUGGUGUCAAGGGUGUCCAAGUAGAAGAAAUUUACGACCUUCAGAAGUCAAUCGAAGGACCCGUCUAUGGCUUCAUAUUCUUGUUCAAAUGGAUAGAGGAAAGGCGUUCCCGAAGAAAAAUUGUUGUGCAAGGAGAGAAGCAAGUUGAGAAGGAAGAGAUAGUUAACUCCAUCUUUUUUGCACAUCAGAUUGUGCCUAAUUCUUGUGCAACUCAUUCCCUCCUGAGCAUCCUUCUCAACUGUUCUAAAAUCCACUUGGGAUCGACGCUGACAAGGCUGAAAGAACACACGCAGAACAUGUCACCCGAGAACAAAGGGCACGCCAUUGGCAACACUCCAGAGCUCGCCCGUGCACACAACAGCCAUGCCAAACCGGAACCACCCCAGGAGAAACCCCAUGGAGUGCCCACGGGACGUACCAUGGAGGCCUUUCACUUUGUUAGCUACGUCCCUAUUGACGGACGUCUCUAUGAGCUAGAUGGCCUCAAGCCCUACCCCAUUGACCAUGGGCCUUGGCAGCAGGGACAAGACUGGACAGAUAAGUUUCGUAGGGUGAUAAUGGAACGGUUGGGAGGUGGUGACAUCCGCUUCAACUUGAUGGCUGUGGUACCCGAUCGGCGGCAGGCAUAUGAACAGAAGCUGAAGACCUUGAAGACAAAUCGAGCCAUUGUGUUGGAAGCUCUUCAGCAAAUGAUGCGUGACCAACCAGCUAUGGAUGCCCAUAAUUAUGCCAAGAGUCCACUGAUGGAAGCACACUCCCCAGCGCCUAGCACGUCAUCCUCGAGCACAGACACUGCCUCUGAGGCAGGCAGUGCCUUCAACUCCCCAGUCUCUCCCCCUCCUGAGGUGGAUCGUCUCGUGGCUGUGCGUUUUGGAGAAGAGCAUCCCUUUGCACCCCACGACUUGCUGGCUCUUCUCAAGACAGUGGAAGCGGAGAUCUGUGCUUGUGAGAGUGCCCUCAAAGAUGAAAUUGAUAAGAGACGAAAGUAUGUGAUAGACGACUGCCGAAGGGCUCACAAUUACGACCAGUUCAUCUGCACGUUCUUAUCCAUGCUGGCGGAACAGGGUAAGCUGGCAGAUCUUGUGGAGCAGCAGCUACAACAAAAGCGCAGGCCAAAGAGGGUUGACCGCAGGCCCAGGAGGCGGUGCUGACUUCAUUGCAGAUGACUAUGUACAGGAGUCUGAUCUUUAUACAGAUGUGUCAUUGCUGUCCCUGCAAGUGAAAAAGCCACGCUAUGUAGACCCCCAGUGGUUACCCCUGUAACACACAGCAGACGACCAUUUCAAUGCUCGCUACAGAAUCUAAAUGUUGUGAGGUUAUUUAACCUUGAGGAAAUCAUUCAAGCAUACUGCAUGGACUCAGGGCAUGUAUGAAUGUAUGUUUGAGAAAAAUAAAAUGCCAUUGAAUUGGAA
Molecule: messenger RNA, 1771 nt
Organism: Ornithodoros turicata
Lineage: Eukaryota; Metazoa; Arthropoda; Arachnida; Ixodida; Argasidae
Gene: calypso
Product: ubiquitin carboxyl-terminal hydrolase BAP1-like
Exons: 8
Coding region: 275-1510 (411 amino acids)
Biological process (GO): ubiquitin-dependent protein catabolic process; protein deubiquitination
Cellular component (GO): cytoplasm
Molecular function (GO): cysteine-type deubiquitinase activity
Source: RefSeq, a predicted model, not a curated record